Molecule: messenger RNA, 2397 nt
Organism: Cicer arietinum (chickpea)
Lineage: Eukaryota; Viridiplantae; Streptophyta; Magnoliopsida; Fabales; Fabaceae
Source: RefSeq, a predicted model, not a curated record
AAAGGGGAAGUGAUGAGUUUGCAGAAUCCUUAGAGGGAAAAAUCCUCCAUUGCUAACUUUUUUACCUUUUCAAUUCGCCGACUAGUUUAGUUUAGAGUUUAUGUUCAUUUUUUAUCCUUUUUUUGAUGUUGAAGAUUUAGAACAGUUUAAUUAGGAUCCUUUACUUACUCAAUUAGAUGCACAGUUUAAAGUUUGAGAUAUAAAGUGAAAGGUUUUUGUGUCAGUAAUUCUGUUGUUGUUGUGUGUUUCUUCACUCAGGGACAGCCAAAUAUUCUUCACCUUUGCUGCCAAAGUAUUUUUGAAACUGCCCAAGGUCUAGAGUUCUAUCUGACUGCAGCACCUGAGCUUUUAUAUUUGAGAGUGUGUAUAUAUAUACAGUCAUCUGGUAGAUAGAAAUGGAAGCAAAACCCACAAAGGAAUUAGAUACAGCUUCACUCAAUCUGAAGCGGAAGCGGGCUACCCGAUGUGUCGCCCAUCUAACCGGAGCUUCGGUACCCACAAACACAGUGAUCAAGCAAAUCAGAUUGGGUGGUGAUGAAAGAAAACUGACUGACUCUGGCCCUUGUACUUCAAGGUCCUUCGUUAGAUAUUAUUUGAACUUUAAAAAAAGUGGGAAGCCUCGACGUUUGAUGCUCCAUAAGAACGGCGAAUGGUUGGACUUUCCCAACGAUGUUAUUGACUUGGUAAAGAAAGAUUUUGAAAUCAAGAAGGCAGCCGUGGAGAUAGUGUUAAAUGGCCAGGAACUUGUGCUUGAUUUUUUACACAUGUAUCUGGUGGACCUGAAAACAGGUUUGCAACAACCCAUUGCUUGGAUUGAUGAGGAGGGGUGCUGCUUUUUCCCCGAUGUCUAUGCUGGUUCUGAUGAAGAACCCAAUUUAGGCGACCAGGAGGGUGGAGAAAGUCAUUCUACGUGUCAAUCAAAUGUAAUAAAAUUACAUUUAGCCAUUGCAAUCAAUGGGGAUGAUGAACACAAGCUGAGGGAGUAUAGUGGGGAGUCCCAUGCUGUAGCUAAGGGUGUAGAAGUUGAUGGUAGCACUAACAAAGUGGGAAGUGAAAAUGUUGGUGCAGCUAUUAAGCAAAAGCAAGAUGGAGAUUUAGAUGCAUAUACUGAAUCUCUGUAUGGAAAGCUGGAUUUGGAUUCUGUACAGAAGAUGUUUCUUACAGGAAUGACUACUUUGGGCAUUACUGAGAUUGACAUAGUUGAGAUUUACCGCAGCUCAGGUAUGGCAAUCCAAGCGCGAUUGGAGUUAUUCCAGAAGCAAACUGAAAUCACGAAAGGAAUUCAGGGAGAUGCUAAUGUUCGAUAUGCUUGGCUUCCUUGUUCUAAAGAGGAACUGUCAACAAUGAUGGAGUAUGGGCUUGGUCACGGUGGACUAUCUGCAUCCAAGCAGAUAUACGGCGUUGGUGUUCAUCUGACACCUAUUACCUGUCCUUAUGUCUGUGCACCUUUUUCCGAUGUUGAUGAAAAUGGGGUUAAGCACUUGGUCCUAUGUCGUGUCAUAAUGGGGAAUAUGGAGCUUCUUCGCCUUGGCAGUGAUCAGUUUCAUCCCAGUGGUUGUGAAUAUGAUAAUGGGGUGGACGACAUUGAAUCCCCAAACUACUAUGUGGUUUGGAAUAUGAAUAUGAACACUCACAUCUAUCCAGAAUUUGUGGUUAGUUUCAAGGCCCCUCUGGAUGCGGAAGGUAAUGUUUGUUUAAACGAGAGUAAGAAAAAUGUUUCUGAGCAUAACUCUUCUACAGUGAAUACUGGAAAAGCUGAUAGUGUGCCUGCCCGAAAAGGUCCAUCAUCCCCUUGGCUGCCUUUUCCCAUUCUUUUUGCUGCCAUAAAAAACAGGGUUCAUCCCAGGCUUAUGAUUCUUCUCAGAGCACAUUAUGCACAACUGAAGGCAAAGCAGAUUUCCCGCGAGGAUUUUGUGAUGAAGCUGAGGUUGAUUGUUGGAGAUAAUCUAAUCAGAGCUGCGAUAGCAAAUCUUGAAUUCACGGGGCCACCGAAUGGUGAAUCAUAAAGCUCAAACAAGAAGAAAGGCUGAGGCUUUCUAAUGAGGAGGAGGAGAUUUUUCACUUGGAGUUAACUAUCGUCAAGUUGUGAUAUGGUUUGCUCCUGGGAGAAUUAUCUUUUUUAUUUUUUUAUUUCAUUUCAUAGUCCUAAUUUCCAGUUUGAAUCUGGAAUUGUGGUACAUGUUUGCUACUGGAACUUCAUUAUGGUUUAUUUUGAAAUGUCUGAUGAUCAGAUGUACUGUGAACUUAUAUAUUUUCUGGUUUUAUAAUAAAUGUCGUUGAUUGGACAUUCCAUAUAUUUAUUUUCACUUUAAAGUGAUCGCUUGCUUUUUUCACUGUGGAAUGAUGGAUUGAACAUGUAAAUUGUUUGUUAGUGCAAGUGAUGAAUCUUUCGUGUAA